Molecule: messenger RNA, 825 nt
Organism: Mycena indigotica
Lineage: Eukaryota; Fungi; Basidiomycota; Agaricomycetes; Agaricales; Mycenaceae
Product: Autophagy protein 16
Exons: 4
Coding region: 1-825 (274 amino acids)
Biological process (GO): autophagosome assembly
Cellular component (GO): autophagosome membrane
Source: RefSeq, a predicted model, not a curated record
AUGGCAGAGCCUGCCUGGCAGGAGUCCAUCCGCCUUCGUCUGACUGAGCGCAAUACCCGCGAGUCAUCUUUUGCGCCAAUAAUCGAACAAUAUCGAAAGUUGGCCCAACAAGCCAAACUCUUGAAGGAGCGCAAUGCCUCUCUUCUGCGGGCUGUUGGUACAGCCCGUUCUGGCCCGACAACUCCAGGCAACUCAGGUACUCCAACACCUGGCGAAGACAAUCCCGUCCGAGCGGCUUAUAUGGCCUCUCUGGAGUCGCAGAUAUCAUCUCUACGUGAUGAACUGGCCACAGUCUACAAAACACAAGGCCAGAAUGCCCAGAGACUGCUUGCCAUGAACGAGACCCUGCGAGAAAAGGAAGAACUGUCUCGAGUUGAUUCAGAAGCACUCAGGAAAACCCGAGACGAGCUCACAGUCCUUCGACGCAAGGUUGACCAACACAAUGAGCUCAUGACAGAGAAAGAUCGGACUGUACAGAUUCUCCACGAUGAAAUCAGCACGUUGCAGCUAGAGCUUGGCCAGAUCGAAGACCGAAAUCAAACCCUCACUAAAGAUAACGCAAAAUUGUUACAACGCUGGUUGGAUGCCAAACAAAGCGAGGCUAACAAGAUGAACGAAGCCAACGAGUUUUAUGAGGACAUGCGCUCUCGCCAUCAGACAGUGCUUACAUGGCGCGACGGGGCUGAUGGAAAUGGCAUAGACUCUGCUUCACAAUCGUCGGUGUCGGGAAACGGGGAGGAGGAGGAGACAGAACAGCCGAUAAAGAAGACGGAUGGGACGCAAUCUCCAGCGGCGAAGGGCAUGGAUCUGACGCCGAAUGGCUAA